Molecule: messenger RNA, 2078 nt
Organism: Triticum dicoccoides
Lineage: Eukaryota; Viridiplantae; Streptophyta; Magnoliopsida; Poales; Poaceae
Product: shaggy-related protein kinase alpha-like
Exons: 13
Coding region: 249-1670 (473 amino acids)
Biological process (GO): signal transduction; cell differentiation; peptidyl-threonine phosphorylation
Cellular component (GO): cytoplasm; nucleus
Molecular function (GO): protein serine/threonine kinase activity; ATP binding
Source: RefSeq, a predicted model, not a curated record
CGUCCCUCCCCUUCCUCCGUUUCCCACCCCUCCAAAAAAAAUUCACCUCACGCCCCCGGGCCCCGGGCCUCCCCCCCGCGCCGACGACCCCCCGAAGCUCCCGGAGGCUUCUAGGGCCUCGCCGCCGCCGCCGCCGCCGCCCCCCCUCCCACCAAUCGCCGCCUCCGGCAGCGGCGAGGCCGCUUCGCAGACGGCGGAGGGACGGUGCUAGGGUUUGCAGCCGCGGCCGCCGGCGCCCGCGGAGGAGGAUGCAUAUGAUGCGGCGGCUCAAGAGCAUCGCCUCCGGCCGCUCCUCCGUCUCCGAUCCGGGUGGUGACUCUGGCUCAAAAAGGCCAAAAUUUGAUCAGGAUGGAUUGGGCGAUAUUGUCAUUCAACCACAUCUAUCUGAUGACAAACCUAUGCAUCUAGACCAAGAAUCAUCAUCAUCAUCAUCAUCAUCAUCUCAUAGAGAUGCUGAGGCAAGCACAUCUACUAGUAUGAAUCCUGCUAAAGCUGAAGAAACAGGUGCAGAUCUUCCGAAAGGAAUGAAUGAUAUGACAAUAAGCGAUGAUAAAGUUGGCCAUAAUAAUGAUAAGGAGGCUGAAGGGGUUACCGUUGAUGGAAGUGGAACAGAAGCUGGCCAGAUCAUUGUGACGACAAUAGGAGGUCAAAAUGGGAAGCCAAAGCAGAAGGUCUCAUACAUGGCAGAACGCGUCGUUGGGACUGGUUCGUUUGGUGUAGUAUACCAGGCCAAGUGCUUGGAAACUGGAGAGACUGUUGCCAUUAAGAAGGUGCUGCAGGAUAAGAGAUAUAAGAACAGAGAGUUGCAAACAAUGCAGUUACUUGAGCAUCCAAAUGUAGUUCAGCUAAAGCAUCACUUCUUUUCGACAACUGAGAGGGGUGAAGUGUACCUAAACCUUGUACUUGAAUAUGUCUCGGAGACAGUUUAUCGUGUUGCCAAAUAUUAUUGUCGGCUGAACCAGCGUGUACCCAUACUAUAUGUUAAGUUGUAUGCAUAUCAGAUGUGCCGGGCCCUUGCAUAUAUCCAUCGUGUUGUUGGUGUAUGCCAUCGAGAUAUUAAGCCGCAAAAUCUGUUGGUCAAUCCUCAUAUGCAUAAACUUAAGCUUUGUGAUUUUGGGAGUGCUAAAAAACUGGUCCCUGGAGAGCCAAACAUCUCAUACAUCUGCUCGCGGUAUUAUAGGGCUCCUGAACUAAUAUUUGGAGCUACAGAGUACACCACAGCAAUUGAUAUCUGGUCUGUUGGUUGUGUAGUAGCUGAGCUUCUGAUUGGUCAGCCUCUGUUUCCUGGAGAAAGUGGCGUUGAUCAGUUGGUUGAAAUUAUAAAGAUUUUGGGUACCCCAACAAGAGAAGAAAUCAGAUGCAUGAACCCAAACUACUCCGAAUUCAAGUUCCCUCAGAUAAAAGCUCAUCCCUGGCACAAGCUUUUUGGUAAGCGUAUGCCACCUGAAGCAGUUGAUCUUGUGUCAAGGCUACUUCAGUACUCACCAAAUCUGCGCUGCACAGCUGUCGAUGCUUGUGCCCAUCCGUUCUUCGAUGAACUGCGGGAUCCCAAGACCUGCUUGCCAAAUGGACGGCCAUUACCACCAUUAUUCAACUUCUCGGGAGCUGAGCUAGAAGGCCUCCCUGUUGAGCUACUCCACCGGAUCAUUCCUGAACAUAUGAGGAAGUGAAGAGAGAUGGCGGCUGGAGAAGCGGUCGCUAUUUCUCGGCGCCACUGUGCGGGUGGAGACCGGACACCGCGAGCAUAUCCAUGGCUCGUCGUGGAUUUGAUCUGGAGUAGACUCCCCGGCUGGCCUGGACUGGCCUGGAGCUAGAGAAGGGCAACCGCGGGCAUGUGCCCAGGGCCCAGACCCACCCACACUGCUGUGGGCCCCUGUUUUAAGUGUGUGUUUAUGUCGUUUGAUGAAAGAAUAGUAUGUUGCUCGUUUCCAGCUUUCAGAAUUUUCUCAGUGAAGCAUGAAAAUGAUGAUGUCACGCUUCGUAUUGACAUGGGAUUCAAAUUCGAAUCCCAUAUCCGAGGCAUUCAUGGUGGAUACCUUUUGACUUGACCAAGUUGCCAGCAGAUGCGUUUUCGACCA